Messenger RNA from Vigna angularis (adzuki bean), 1323 nucleotides. RefSeq lists its product as uncharacterized. The record is from RefSeq and is a predicted model, not a curated record. The coding region runs from base 1 to 1323 and encodes 440 amino acids. The transcript has a single exon. Lineage: Eukaryota; Viridiplantae; Streptophyta; Magnoliopsida; Fabales; Fabaceae.
AUGGAUAAAUCUUGGAUAACUAAGCCCCGAAAUACAGUUGAAUACUUAAUUGGUUUGCAAAAAUUCUUAGAUUUUGCUUUUGAGAAUGGGGCCUCUGGAGACACAAUUCGAUGUCCAUGCCCCAAAUGUGGGUUUGUGAAAUGGCAAGCUAGAGGCAUAGUUGAGGAGCACUUGAUUUUAAAACAAUUUCCCAUAAAUUAUGUUAUUUGGAAUCUUCAUGGUGAGAGGCAAAGACAAGAUAUUUCUAGAAAUGAAGAUGAGUCACAAGAGACAUUUCAUUUUGAAAAUCCAAUGGAAACAAUGAUAAAUGAAGCAUUUGGACAUUAUAGGCAAGAAGGUACUAAUAUAGGCAGAUCACAACCAUUGGGUGAAGAUGAUGUUAUUAAUGAAAGGCCAAGGGAGAAUCAUAAUGAAUUUAAUGAGUUUCUCAAUGACGGAAAUCAAAUAUUGUGUGACGGGAGCAAGUACACAAAAUUAGAGUUUGUAAUCAAAUUAUAUCAUAUCAAGGUUUUGUGUGGAUUAAGUGACAAGGCAAUGACUAUGAUCCUAGAUUUGCUAAGAGAUGCAUUUAGUGAAGCAAAGUUGCCUCUUUCUUUUUAUGAGGCUAAGAAAAUCAUCAACAAACUUGGUCUUAAUUAUACCAAAAUAGAUGCAUGUCCAAAUCAUUGUAUGUUAUAUUUAAGAGAUGAUGAAAAGGAUUUGCAAACAUGCAAACAUUGUGGUACAUCUAGAUGGAACCCAAAGAAGAAAAAAAAACAACCUGCAAAAGUUUUACGUUACUUUCCUUUGAAACCAAGAUUGCAAAGAUUGUUUAUGUGCUCUAAGACUGCAGAACAUAUGAGAUGGCAUUCUUCAGAGAACAAGGAUGGAGUUAUAAGGUAUCCAAUGGAGUUACAACCCCUUGUGGAUGAGUUACGUGAGCUAUGGAAUGAUGGGGUGGAGACCUUUGAUUCUUCAUUGAAUGAAACUUUUAGAAUGCGAGCAGCUCUUAUGUGGACAAUUAGUGACUUUCCUGGCCUUGGUAUUUUAUCUGGUUGGAACACACACACAGGUUUAGCUUGCCCUACUUGUAACUUUGAUGCAGAACCUUGUCGUCUUCCUCAUAGUAGGAAGUGGUGUUUUAUGGGACAUCGUCGCUUUUUAAGUAGAAACCAUAGAUUUAGAUUGAAUCGUGUUCGCUUUGAUGGAAGCACUGAAGAACGAAAUCCACCACUAAAAUUAUCAGGAUCUGACAUUUUUAGGCAAGUGGAAAAUAUUAAUGUUACAUUUGGGAGAGGAAUUCAUUUCACACUUCAUGCUACUAUACCAAUAUUUGAUUCGUAA